Molecule: messenger RNA, 2364 nt
Organism: Naumovozyma castellii
Lineage: Eukaryota; Fungi; Ascomycota; Saccharomycetes; Saccharomycetales; Saccharomycetaceae
Gene: SEY1
Product: dynamin-like GTPase SEY1
Exons: 1
Coding region: 1-2364 (787 amino acids)
Source: RefSeq, a predicted model, not a curated record
AUGGAUGCUAUUCAAUUAAUUGAUGAAGAAAAGCAUUUCUCACAGGAUGCUCUAUCAUUUUUCUCCCAAUGUACAGGUCAAGAUGAUCAAGAUAUUGGCCUGAACUACCAUGUCAUAUCAGUCUUUGGAUCACAGUCAAGUGGGAAAUCCACUUUACUAAAUAUCCUGUUUAACACUACUUUUGAUACGAUGGAUGCACAAGUGAAGAGACAACAAACUACUAAGGGGAUUUGGCUGGCUCACACUAAGGAGGUCAAUACGACACAAUCUCCAAAAGCAACAACUUCUGACAUUUUUGUCCUUGAUGUGGAAGGGUCUGAUGGGUCAGAAAGAGGUGAAGACCAAGAUUUUGAGAGAAAGGCUGCCCUAUUUGCUAUCGCUGUGUCAGAAGUCUUGAUUGUAAAUAUGUGGGAACAACAAAUUGGACUCUACCAAGGUAAUAACAUGGGGCUAUUAAAGACUGUCUUUGAAGUUAACUUAUCUUUAUUUGGAACAAAGAAAAAUGAUCAUAAAGUGCUGUUGUUGUUUGUCAUUAGAGACCAUGUCGGUGUUACACCAAUGAGCAGUUUAAGCGAAUCUUUAACAAACGAAUUAGAGAAAGUUUGGUCUGAUUUGAAUAAGCCGGAGGGCACUGAAGAAACUUCAUUAUAUGAUUUUUUCGAUUUGAAAUUUGUUGGAUUAGGCCACAAGUUAUUGCAAAAUGAGAAAUUUAUUGAAGACGUAAAGAAGAUGGGUGAUUCAUUUAUUAAUAAAGAUGAUACUGCAAACUGUUAUUUUAAACCAAAUUAUCAUCAUAUGUUACCAUUGGAAGGUUGGAGUAUGUAUGCUGAAAAUUGUUGGGAGCAAAUUGAACAUAAUAAGGAUUUAGAUCUACCCACCCAACAAAUAUUAGUUGCCAGAUUCAAGACAGAGGAAAUACUAAAUGAAGCAUUCAAUAGCUUCAUGAUUGAUUAUAAUGAUAGUAUCUCUGUUGUGAUUAAUGAUAAAACAAAACUAAUCACAUUUUUGCAAGAUUUAAAGAAAAAAUGUUUACGUGAAUAUGAUAAUCAUGCAAACCGUUACAAUAGAAUAGUUUAUGAGGAAAAGAGAAAAGAACUUUUAGAAAAGAUUACUGAACAAUAUGAAGACACAAUUGGCACCUUUUUGGAAGAUUUAUCUACUGAUUUGUUAUCUCAACUGGAGGCUGAAGUCUCAUCGAAAAAAUCAACUAAAGAUUCCUUUAAGAAAAGAUUGACUGAAAGCUCCAAUAUAGUAUUGGAACAGUUUACGCAAACGGUGAAGUUGUUCCAGAGUGCAGAGCUAUUAGGUGACAGUCAAGAAAUAUUGGAAGCUUUUAAGGAAAGAACAAAUGAUAAGAGUAAGGGAUUACGCCAAAAGGCUCUUAAAUUAUUGUUGACACGUCUAAAUAAAACAAUUUCUGCAACAAUCAAAGAUGAAACGAUUCAUUUAUUAUCAAACCCAGAAGUAGAUUUAUGGGAUCAAAUCAUUCUGAGAUUCGAAGAAACUAUUUCAGUCAAUCUUGAAAGAUUUGAAAUUGAUCAGACCACAUCUGAAGGAAAUGAUACCACCAAAAUAUUUGAUUUUCAGUUAGGUCUAAGCGAACAAGAGAACUCGGAUGCCUACAAGAAAAUUUGUCAAGCCGCAUGGAGUACCUUGCAAACAAUUGUUCAUGAUUAUUUGAAAGAAGAUACUGUAGUAAGUAUAUUAAGAGAACGUUUUGAUAACAAGUUUAGGUAUGAUGAAAAUGAUGCUCCUAGACUAUGGAAAAAUGAAGAGGAAAUUGAUAAAGCAUUUGCCAUCGCUAAAGAACAUGCAUUAGAAGUCUUUACCGUAUUAUCCUUGGCUAAGACAACUGACAAUAUAGAAGUUGUUCCAGAUAUUUCUAUGUCAGAAGAGGAGUACGAAGAUGAAGAAGGUGGAUAUCAUAUUGAUAGGUUUGCUCACUUGUUUAAUGAAUUACAAAAGGAGAAGAUUUUAAAACAAUUUAGAAGACAAAUUAAUUUGACUGUACUAGACUCUAAAAGAUCCAUAAUUACAACGACAACACAUAUUCCAAUAUGGAUAUAUUGCUUGCUUGUAAUCCUUGGCUGGAAUGAAUUCAUGAUGGUUAUCAGAAACCCAUUAUUUGUCACUUUGACAUUGAUUCUUUCAGUAGCAUUUUACUUCAUUCAUAAAUUUGAUUUGUGGGGUCCUGUAGUCAAUGUUGCCAGGACUGCAGUGGGAGAAACAAGGGAAACUAUCAAAGAGAAAUUGAGAGACUUUGUUAUUGAUGAACAUGAGAAACCAAAAAAGAGAGAUGAGAAGAUACAAAGUGAAAAAGAAAAAUACGAAUUACAAGAUUUUACAGAAGAGAAGAAAUAUUAA